Messenger RNA from Nicotiana tabacum (common tobacco), 1444 nucleotides. The record is from RefSeq and is a predicted model, not a curated record. NCBI's taxonomy places the organism in Eukaryota, Viridiplantae, Streptophyta, Magnoliopsida, Solanales, Solanaceae.
GCCAUAUUUUGUGGCAAUCUGGAGUUUGAAGCUCGCCAGUCAGAUGUUGAGCGGCUUUUCAGAAGAUAUGGGAAGGUUGAUAGGGUGGAUAUGAAAUCUGGAUACUUGGAAUUCCUAGAUCUUCCUGGAUGAAGGGUUCUCUGCGUUUCUUUUUUGGCUUGUGCCAAAGAUACAUACUCUUAUGUUUAUCUGAAAGAACAAAUGUGAUCUGCCAUGGUUCUACCAUCCUACAAUUUACUGAGACCAUUGCCUUUUGCAUUCCUCAUGACCUUGCUCAGUCCUCAAUACCUGAAAUGUUUCAACAUAGAUAGCAUGAUCAUCUCGGAUCCAGUGGCUGCUGUUGAGUUCCUUCAUACAGAUUUUUCUUUCCCCUUCCCCCCUUCCCCCCUCAAUCAUGAGGGGUUUUGGGUGGUAAGUUUGAUCUAGUCGCAGUGUGCUGACAUAUAUUGGCAGGAGGCAUCUUAACUGAGCUUUAUGUAUGAAAAAUGUUACUGAAUUUUUUUGGUUUGAUUUCAUGGCGCUUUUGGUUUUGUAGGAUUUGCUUUCAUUUAUAUGGAGGACGAGCGUGAUGCUGAUGAUGCAAUUAGAAGACUUGACAGGAUAGAGUUUGGUAAAAAAGGACGCAGGCUUCGUGUAGAAUGGACUAAGGAGGAUCGUGGUGGUAGUAGGAGGCCUGAAAGCUCCAGGAAACCUGCUGCAAAUACUAAACCUUGCAAGACUUUAUUUGUCAUCAACUUUGAUCCAGUUCAUACUCGGACAAGGGACAUAGAGAGGUAUUUUGAGCCUUAUGGUAGAAUAUCAAAUGUUCGAAUCAGAAGGAAUUUCGCGUUUGUUCAGUAUGAAUCUGAGGAUGAUGCUAGCAGAGCAUUAGAAGCGACAAACAUGAGCAAGUUCAUGGAUCGAGUUAUUUCUGUAGAAUUUGCGAUUCGAGACGAUGAUGACAAGAGAAAUGGUCGCAGUCCUGACAGAAGAGGCCGUGACAUGUCACCUGGCAGGAGAGGUUAUGACCGUCGGCGUUCGCCUAGCCCAUAUAGAAGGGAUAGGGGUAGUCCUGACUAUGGGCAUGGAGCACUUCUAAACUCAAGGCCUCGCACCAGGGGAAGUCCUGAAUAUCGUCGAGCGGAAAGCCCUGUCAAUGAGAGAUAUCACAGUCGUUCACCGCCGCCACGUGAGAGGUCUCGAUCUUGAGGAGAAAACUUCCAAGCAAGAUUUCAUCACCCCGAAAAGAAAAAGAAAAAGAAAACCUUCCAAGCAAGAAGCUAGUUUAGAAGUUGUUUAUGUUGUCUGUAGGUCACGUUGUCAUCUGGAAUUUGUAGCUUUACAACCUGCAGAUGUAUAAUGUCUUUGUACCAUUGUGUAUGUUAGUUUGAUGUUGAUUUCCGUAAUGACUAAUGAGUAUGUUGUGUGCACAAAUAUUAAAAAUUCUACUCAUUGCAGUCGCAUU